Messenger RNA from Diaporthe batatas, 2513 nucleotides. RefSeq lists its product as uncharacterized. Gene Ontology annotation, cellular component: RNA polymerase II transcription regulator complex. The record is from RefSeq and is a predicted model, not a curated record. The transcript is spliced from 4 exons. Lineage: Eukaryota; Fungi; Ascomycota; Sordariomycetes; Diaporthales; Diaporthaceae. The coding region runs from base 240 to 1805 and encodes 521 amino acids. Gene Ontology annotation, molecular function: DNA-binding transcription activator activity, RNA polymerase II-specific; transcription cis-regulatory region binding.
CAGCUCCUGUCAGAGGGCUCCUGGUACGUUCUCCCUCUCUUCACCCGGGCAUUGCGCCAUCUCUCCUGCUUCGCUGGUCUGCCCAUCCAUCCAUCCAGCCGUCCAGCCGUCCAACCGCCCAUCCCAUCGCCGUCCAGGAAUACCGUUUCUCGCGCUGAAAUGCUUGCGCGCGGCCCUCUCCUACCCAGCAGGCUGGCCCACACACCUUUCCCAGGAGCCCAGGGCACGAGAUUGCAAAAAUGGCUGACCCAGGACCGCGCUUGGUAGCCGCCUCAUACCCGUCCCCUCCGAACCACUACCGCCAUCGCCACUACUCCCCGUCCAACUCGCACUCCUCCCACGACUCGGCCAGCACCCGCCGUAAGCCCUCCAACGCCUCGCUCUCCGAUCCGACCUACCACAACAUGGCGACUACCUCCAUGUCGCCGCCGAGCAUCAAGAGCGAGUUUGGCGGGGUCGGCACUGGCAUCGCAUACGGUGCACCGCCACAUCCCACGCCCCAGCAGCCCGCUGACAAGAACGGCGCUCUCGGCUUCGGCUUCCUCAAAUCUCUUACUUCCUCAGAAAAGAAGUUGACCCGCGACGGCCAGCCCGCAAAACGCCGCGGCCCAAAACCCGACAGCAAGCCCGCCCUGACGAGGAGACAGGAGCUGAACAGGCAGGCACAGAGAACUCAUCGAGAGCGCAAAGAACUAUACAUAAAGGCCCUUGAGGAUGAGGUCCUUCGUCUCAAAGAGGUCUACUCCAACGUUAGCCAAGACAAGGACCGUCUGGCCGAGGAGAACCGUUCGCUCAAGGCCUUGAUGCAACAAAAUGGGUUGGCGCUGUCUGGCUCUUUGACCAUGAUGGACGACACCCUCAGCAGCCCAUCCGUGGGCCCGUACAUCGGCAGCAAUAGCUCGGCAUCCAUGUCCGGGUCCGGCAGCUAUGGCCUCGCCUCGGCGUCCACUCAGAACUCGGCGUACACGCCGCCGCCAGGCUCCGCAUUGAGCACGACGACCGCGAUGCAAGGCAUGUCACCGCUGGGCGGCCUCAGUCCGAACCAGCAGGCUGCGGGCCUUCAUCGACAGUCGCCAUCCGCUCACUUGAACGGACCCCGGCGCAAUCCGGGCAUAGACUAUGAUCAGGCUGGCGUUGACUUCGUUUUAUCUCUUGAGAGGCCCUGCAUGGAUCACAUGCCCUGGCUCUUGGAUCGCUCGAGCGCCAAUGGUGGCACCGAGCCCUGCGGUCACGCGCUGAUGGCGUCAUGCCCGCCAGAGCCAUUUGCAGACCUGACACCGGACAUCCCGUUUGGUCACAAGCAAAGCGACAAGAGCCCCAGCCCAAACGGCCACGCGCGUCAGCCAAGCUACCAAAAAGGCUCUAGUAUCAGUCGGAAUUUCAGCCGGAACCACGCCGCCCCCAGUCCGCCAGCUGCGGACAGGACAGGUGCAGCUGCAGCCACGGCCGCAGACCCCAACUCUUCGGCGCCCAUGGAUGUAGACGGUCCCACCGGGGGGCCGCUGCGGACGUGGCAGCUGAGCAAGUCGGACCUGGCGACGCUGUUGGACCUCAGCCAGAAGCUGAACCUUGACGGCGAGAUAACGCCUGUAAUGGCAUGGGGCAUGGUGCUUGCCCACCCGCGUCUCGGGGAGUUGAACGAGAGGGACUUCGUGAAGCUGACGGACGAGCUCGGUAGCAAGGUCCGAUGUUACGGAUUCGGAGCCGUCAUGGAAGAGUUUGAGGUCCGUGACGCGCUGGAGGCCAUCUACUCGACAAAGCCGGAGCAACCUUUGGGCCUGCUUGGUGCAUCACACGGAUUAUAGCUCUUGAAUGCGAAGCUGGACUAUCUGCGGACUGGUGAGAGUGAUGUAUGUUGAUUUAUUGCAAUGAUCUGGACGAGUGAAUGAUAUCCUAUUUGAGUCACCGGUCUUUUCUAAGCUUGUGCUCCGCUGUUAAUAUGAUCACAGUGACGGUGAAGAUCGCCGAUGGGUGUUCAUAGCAUUCACUGCGUGCAGACGAGCUGGGCGGUUGUACUAAUGGAUGUCUGAGCAAAUUGUGUGGAACACGAUAUGCAAAGGACAGGAGUACUUCUCAUCCCGCGAAUGUUUCGAUGCCUGGGGGCUUCAACAUUGGCCCAGUCACUUCGCCAGAUAGCAACAAAAAGUCGAGAUAUCUACAACUUGUUGGACGGGGUUUGUUGGGUGGACAAUUGCACACCCUGGAAUGCCAGGUCGAAGUAACGAGUGCGGCUCACCGCCCUUGAUCUGCAUUGACUCAAGCCCCCGCGAAGUCCAGCGCCAUGAGUGUCUGCCAUUCACAGUUGGAUUGAAUAUGGGUACUGUGCAUGAAUGAUAAUGGGAAACGGCCAGGACAGGAAGCCAGGAGGUGGCAUCAGGUAGGUGAGUGGGGCUAUGGGCUUGAUCUCGAGUGGUCUCGUUUCUAACCCCCACACAUAUAUAUAGUUUCACUUCUAUUCCAUAUACAUUCAAGAAUAUAUAUAGCACCUUUAAUACAAUAUAGUACUAUACUUA